This is a messenger RNA of Cynocephalus volans (Philippine flying lemur), 2052 nucleotides long. RefSeq names its product H(+)/Cl(-) exchange transporter 4-like. Gene Ontology annotation, biological process: chloride transport; transmembrane transport. The record is from RefSeq and is a predicted model, not a curated record. NCBI's taxonomy places the organism in Eukaryota, Metazoa, Chordata, Mammalia, Dermoptera, Cynocephalidae. Gene Ontology annotation, cellular component: early endosome; synaptic vesicle; plasma membrane. Gene Ontology annotation, molecular function: voltage-gated chloride channel activity.
AAUGCAGGAGCGAUGAGUGGCACUGGAAACCUGAUGGAUUUUCUCGAUGAGCCAUUCCCCGAUGUGGGACAAAAUGAGGACUUCCACACCAUCGACUGGCUAAGGGAAAAUUCACGGGACACCGACAGACCCAGAAAGAUAACCAGCGAAAGCAAGGAGUCCAUAUGGGGGUUCAUCAGGAACCUGCAGAACGCCUGGUCGGGCUGGGUGGUCAUGCUGCUCAUCGGCCUGCUGGCAGGCACCUUGGCUGGGGUCAUCGAUCUUGCCGUCGAGUGGAUGACAGACCUGAAGGAAGGUGUCUGCCUGUCUGCCUUCUGGUACAGCCACGAGCAGUGCUGCUGGACUUCCAACGAAACCAGUUUUGAGGAGAGAGACAAGUGUCCACGGUGGCAGAAAUGGUCGGAGCUGCUGGUGAAUCAGUCGGAGGGUGCCAGUGCUUACAUUCUGAAUUACUUAAUGUACAUCCUGUGGGAGUUGCUGUUUGCGUUUCUGGCCGUCUCCCUGGUGCGCGUGUUUGCGCCAUAUUCCUGCGGCUCUGGCAUACCCGAGACAGACCUGGAGCUCGAUCUCAAUGAAUCCAAGUUAAAGCAAAUCAGUUACUACUUUCUCUCGGAGACAUUGUGGAGGUCAUUUCUGGCGGCCCAGGUGGUGGCCUUCACGUUGCGAUCCAUCAAUCCCUUUGGGAACAGCCACCUUGUUCUAUUUUAUGUGGAAUAACACACGCCCUGGUACAUGGCUGAACUCUUCCCCUUCAUCCUGCUUGGGGUGUUUGGGGGCUUGUGGGGAACCCUCUUCAUCCGCUGCAAUAUCGCCUGGGGCAGGAGGUGCAAGACCACCCGGCUAGGGAAGUACCUGGUGCUGGAGGUCAUUGUGGUGACUGCCAUCACUGCUGUCAUUGCCUACCCCAGUCCCUACACACGCCAGAGCACCAGUGAGCUCAUUUCUGAGAUGUUCAACGACUGUGGGGCCUUUGAGUCCUCCCAGCUGUGUGACUACAUCAAUGACCCCAACAUGACCCGGCCUGUGGAUGACAUUCCAGACUGGCCAGCUGGGUUUGGCAUUUACACAGCCAUGUGGCAGCUGGCCCUGGCGCUGAUCUUCAAGAUUGUCAUCACCAUAUUUACCUUUGGCAUGAAGAUCCCGUCGGGCCUCUUCAUCCCCAGCAUGGCUGUGGGAGCAAUGGCGGGCAGGAUGGUGGGUAUCGGCGUGGAGUAGCUGGCUUACCAUCACCAUGACUGGAUCAUCUUCUGGAACUGGUGCAGGCCCGGAGCAGACUGCGUCACACCAGGGCUUUACGCAAUGGUGGGAUCUGCAGCCUGCCUAGGUGGAGUUACCAGGAUGACAGCGUUGUUGGUGGUCAUCAUGUUCGAGUUCACGGGUGGUCUGGAGUACAUUGUGCCCCUCAUGGUGGCGGCUGUGACCAGCAAGUUGGUGGCCAAUGCCUUUGGGAAGGAAGGCAUCUACGAGGUCCACAUCCACUUGAACGGCUACCCCUUCCUGGAUGUGAAGGACGAGUUCACCCACUGCACGCUGGCCACCGACAUCAUUCGGCCCCAGCGGGGAGAACCGCUGCUGUCGGUGCUCACCCAGGACCGCAUGACCGUGGAGGAUGUGGAGACGCUCAUCAAGGACACCGACUACAACGGCUUCCCCGUGGUGGUCUCCAGAGACUCCGAGCGCCUCAUCGGAUUUGCCCAGCGGAGGGAGCUGAUUCUCGCAAUAAUGAUCAGAGAGGUGCGAGAGAAUGCGUGUCAUGCCAGGGGCUCGCAAGCGUUCGUGUGUGCGCGGUCACCCGAGGAUCCGUUGGAAAUGCAGACGCUGAUGGAGCAGCACAAGGGCUCAGACCCAAGUCUUGCGUGGCUGGACAGGGACCACGUGUUUGCAAGCAGCCCCCUGCGCCUGCUCCUCUGGGAGGCAAGCUGCAGACGCUGCCUUUUUGGGGAAGUGCUGGAUGAAGCUCAGGAAGAGAUGCUUUGGAAGGAAACCGGGCUGAGUCGGCCGGACAAGGAACCCGCGCCCCGAAGCCGGGCGCACGUUUGUGAUCCAAAGUGA